ACCGUCUCCCAUAUUUACCUGCCAGUGGCAUUAUUUGUUGUUCGUCCUCGCCCUUCCACUCGAUGCAUCAACAUCUCUCUUGCUACAGCUGCCCGGUGCUGCAACGUGUUGGCGAAUUGUGCUGUUCAAGUUUCUGAUCCUGGCCAGGAGUGUUGGCCAUUCCAGAAGGUACCAAUCCCCAGUCUCAUAGUUCAACAGCAGCCUUCUCUUCAGCUGGCCCGCCGGGCCUACAGUCUUCCUCGGCCUCCUCCACUGUGAACUUGAUGUCUUGAGUUUUAGGCCUCCAUUGCUUUGUUGUCCUCAACAUGGCCGAGAACAGGUACCGUCCCAGUUCGUACGCUGAUCCUCGCGCGUCCACCGGCAUGGUCUUCUCCUCGUCUUUCGACCCUCGCUAUUAUGCACAGCCACGCUCGGGGUUCGACUCGGUGCCAGCGUCGCGACAUGGCAGUGUCUAUGCUACGCAGGGCGUUGCAAGGAAAACAUAUCUUGAUGACCACCAUCCCGGUGGUGGAUCUACAAUCAGGACCGAAUAUACUGUCCGCCCAAGACACAACUCUACGGUGGGCUCGGAAUCCCGCAGGCCGGUCAGUACUGUCAUAAAUAGGCAUCCUUCGCCUCCACGUGUCCGACCAACCGUCCUCACUACUUCGGCACGCGACGAUCCACGAAGUCCUGCUAUAGCCUCUGCGGGAGCAGGAGGAGAAAGAUACCUUGUCCCUGCUGCGUCACAUUCCCGACAUCAUCACCGCCAUUCUAGUGCGACUGGCGCGGAGCAGGACCGUCUCGGCCCUGCGAAAAGCCAGAGACAACCGGAAUACCACCGUCGUGGUGGUUACAAUGCACCGUUACAAGAUGAGGGGUUCUCAUAUACCACACCCAAAGAGCAUUUUCUUCAGGAGUCGUCCAGGCCUCCGCAAAGACGGGGCAGCUACAGCCGGCGAGAACGGCCGACAAGCGUCAUUGGGCUUCCCGAGUACAGAGCAGCCCCACGAAGAGAUGUGCCACCACCCUCCUCGACGCGUGCAUUAGACCGAGUCGAGAGGAGUGACCCAUAUCGAACUAGUGCUCCUCGACUUCGUGACUAUGACGAUCGUCCGGCAGAAAUUGUCUCCCGGACGAGGUCGAUGAGAGCCCCGGUGGUGCAUCAAUACCGUGAUGAUGAUUAUCCAUUGACUCGGGAGGAGCGAAACCCCCGUAUUGCAGCCAAGCGCCAUGAUCGGAUCGAUGACGACGACAGAAUCCUAAGGGCUAGAUAUCGGGAUGAAAGAGACAGAGAGGGUGCACGUGCGCUGCCUCGCGAAUCUGAGCGUGUCAGGGACAGAGAUCGCGAUCUGGAGAGAGAAAGGGAAAGGGAAAAGGAAAGAGAAAGAGAGAUAGACCGGGAACGAACUGGCGACCGGGAUCAAUUGCGAGAAAUCGACCGCAACAUUAGGGGACCUGAUGACCGUCGUCCACCUCGAAGCCGUGAGGUCAGCCCAGAGCACUCUGGUCCCCGGAAAAGCCUCGCUACAGCCGCUGGCUUAGCUGCUGCAGGAGCUCUGGCUGGCGCGGCUGUCAAAAGUGCGAAGAAAACCCGUGAUGAGUCCGAAAGCGAUGAUAAAGGUCGUAGGCACCGAAGAAGGCGACGCCACCAUGCCGACGAUGAAACUAGCCCAGACGAGCUUGCGAGUCACGUCGAGCGUGAUCUGACUUUGAAUGACGGAGAGCGUGCGCCUCACGACCGCCGCAGGGACGAUCGCAAAGGUGACGGCGCGGAAAGUGAGCGUGAUGACCAAUAUGAUAGGCGGAGGCGACACCGUCGGCGACAUAAAGAUCGGGCUCGCGACGAGGACGAGUCCGAAUCAACCGAGGACUCGGGCGGGAGGGGGCAUCACGGACGCAAGUACGAAAAGGAGAGGGAGGGUGAACUACGCGAGCCUUCCGAUGUACGACGGGAGAGAACACCCUCUCGUGACGGUCCCCGGGAAGCGGCAUCCUCAUCGGACAAGCAUACCUCUUCUCCACUUCAAGACGAGGAUACUCGUCCGAGGCGUGUACAGCUUGUUGAACCCGUGGAAAAGAAAGAGGAGUUCAAGCCAAAAGGUAUCCUCAAACCUCCUCGGGAGGUUCCUUUCCCAGAGGACCCUAAUCCGGAGCGUGAGGGUGUUGCUCCCCUUAAAGAUGCAACCAAGGACGGGAUACCGCCAAAUGCACGGUGGACGAAAAUCAGUCGAGCCUUGGUAAAUCCAGAGGCUUUGGAGAAGGCGCAUGAACGAUUUGAGGAACGGGAUGAUUAUGUGAUUGUAUUGCGUGUCAUAUCCAGAGAGGAGAUCAUGAAGCUCGCCGAAAAGACUAAAGAGAUCAGAGAAGCUCGUGAACGGCAGUGGCAAGCUGAGCUUGAACGGCAACGACGACGACCUAGAGAGGCCCGAGAUUACAAGGACGAGAAUUACGACACGGACGACGAAGACAGGCCACGCCUCGCGAUCGAUCAGGCUCCGCCCAUCCAAGGAGAUCCCCGAGCAUAUUUCGCGCAACAACAGCAGCAACUAUCUAGAGAUGCCGCUCCUGUUUCUGUCAACAUUCCAGGACAGCCUGGGGUAGCAGCGCCACAAGUAGCUUCUCCCGUUGCAGCUCCCCCACCAUCGCAGUCCCAGCAGAUGCCCAUCCCAGAUAUAAGGGUCGAAUCUGACCAGGGAAACUAUAUUGCGAAGAAUGGCUGAAGCAUAAGCAUGUAUGGAAGAAUCAACAUUGAAACUUUCAACUGUCACAUGAUCUGCCCCUGAGAUACUUGAAUAAAAUCAUGACGAAUGAAUGCCGAGACCGGUUGGAAUAGAUACGUCCUCAAGCAAGCAAGAGUUGGUAGACUGGUGUCUUUGGCCUAUCAGAGCAGUAGAAAGGACGAGGAUGAGUUUCCACACGGGCGCCGUGGCCACGUCUCGGUGUCCACGCCAGAAUGUGCACCUACACUGGCAGUAUACGGAAGUGGCACGUGUGUGGCCUGCUCGAACCGCAGUUUCGGCUUCAUUUCAUGGACCAGACGCCAAAAUGGCAGCGAGCCGAUUCCGACGUUUUUGAAGGCCCGACUCCAACGUGGCUCCAUUGUAGCUUGCAUGAUCCACUGGCUCCAACGAUCCGUAGCAGACCCAGUCACAGUCCUACCGAUGGACACCUUAUGCGAACGAGAUGCGACCUCGCCAGAAGGCCGGGCUCCCGUGGUUGGUCAUCGAUCACGUUUGACGUACAAUGUGUCUAAUUCUCCCUUGCAGUAAGCCAGUCCUGCUUCACCUCGUGGACAUGGUGAGCAAAGAUGACAGGAGCGGAAAGCGGAACUCGGCAAGCAGAACGCAAGAAGGAUGCGUGGAGGAUGGUUCAAGUUUGUUGUUAACAUAACCAGGUUAGGGCACUCCACGGUGGAGGAUUGAGCAGGAGAAAAGGAACGGCUCGAGUUUGUGACAUCUGGAGACGGGCGAGGUGUCUGUCGAUGAAGGACCGUUUGCUGUCAAAAGUGUCACCAAGAAGACGGUCGAUUGAACCGGUCAUGAUAGCCUUUACUAGUUAGUUGUGGACGGUUGGGACCGUCAACCGCAAUCACAUCAAGUGUGGAAACUCAGUCGCCCGUGAAAGCCGUGGUCAGAAGAGACUGGCACACCUGUAGACUUUGGACUGUGGUGGUGAUCGACUUGGUAGGAUGAAAAAGGUAGACGAUAAUACUGGGAUGGCAGGAAAUAUUUUGCAGAGGUUUGUUAUGGACUGGCACGUAUAAACUGCGUUAAUAAUAUGGCUGCGGAUUGUUUACCUGCGCUUGUACCUGGGUAACUAGCACUGCUUCAGAAAGCGAAAAUCUAUGCAAAACUUGAAGCUUCUCUUUGUCUAAACCGACGAUACCUUCUGCCGCAUGCUGCGAUCAGCUCUGUUCACAACUUAGGACAGCAGCAAUCUAGUCCGACGGCCUCAUCGAAUCCAAUCUGUCUCUUUCGCCAUGCUGGGAGCGCACAUGCCCUCAGGCGUUUGCUGCAGCCAUCCUCGAAUCAAUCGUGGACUCCUAGUACCUGGUACCUGCUUCUUGUACCUGCCUGCCGCCUGCGCCCCCUUCUCGGCCGCCAGUCUACCGUCCUUGCUGUUGUCUUCACGUACCCUUGCUUGUAAUCCCAGCCAUCCGUACAACUCGCAUCGUGCAACUGCCGGGCUAGUACCUGAAGAUCUUAUUCUCACCUUGAGCAACUUGCCCAGAGUACAAAACACCACCUGGACGCACGCCGCCGUUGCACCCCGAUCUCCUCUCGUGGAACAAAACUCGUGGUUGGCACGCAGGGAAGACAGCCCUCCUCGGGGUGUCUCUUGUGACACGCGUGCAUUACUCAAUGUUGACCAUUCCCUGUCUAUCUCUCGAACGAGGAGGACGAUGUCACAUACGUAAGGGCUUUCUUACCUAGGUAUCAGAUUUCCUGUUAUGCUGACAGUCUUCCGUUGGCGUGACCACUAUCUAUCCGAAGAGGUCACCCUGUAACAACAACAGGAGCCGAAGUUUUCGGGGUCGACGCGUACUGCAGUAUACAGCUAUCCUGCUGACACCGCGUCGACCACUGGGCGAGCUAAAGGCGGAUCUGUUCGGUAGCAUCUCUCCUCCGACAGCAUCCAUGAACUUCGGCUGCGAUUGACAUGUCCUAGUUCGGAUGGGAUGGAUCGUCGUUUUCUCCGCUCCAAGGUCUUCGACCAAUGCCUCAAACGUGCGAGGCCGUGUCCGAUCUCACUACCUCGCGACUUCGGUUGCUCAAUUACACAUGAUGGGCGAGAAGACCUGUUUGUUUCCAUCGGUCCGUUAUGCUCGCCAUCGAGCAUCUUCCUGACAUUGGACAAGUCUACGUCGUCUAGAGACAGCGGCAGACAACACGCUCUUUGAUCCUCAGGGUCUGUCUGUGACUGCUAUGGAGUAAAUUGACUGCGGCCAACGGUGCACGCUGGAGCAGUCUCAAGGAAGAGGCCGGUGGUGGAUCAUCUUCUAGAAGACAAAGUUUGCUGUUCAAAAGCCAACCCUGGGUACGACAGCUAUUGUCUCUGUCUGUACAGCCCUUGAAGGCUGGGGAUCUAGAGCAAUCAGGAAAAUGCUUCAGCACGUCUUUGGGCAUCCAUCAACACUGCCCCAUAACUGCAGUCCGCCUUCGAGUGGAAAGAGGCGUAAACAAAGGUCGCGCCUAUCCGGACAGUGGUUUCGCCAACAUAUUGCCCUUGCGGCUCUGCUGAUCCUACAACUAGGACACGCAGUAUGUGCCACAGGUAGGUAUAGUUGGCAGCUCAUUAAGGGCACAUGUCACUGCAGAGCCAGCCCCUGGGAAGAACUCGCGAAAGCCUGCCGAGCGGGUCUCAGAUAUCCUUCCGUUCUCGGACGCCGGUGGCUUGAUUACGCGCAGAUAAUGUUGGGUUCUGAAACACAGAAAUCUAGCACUGGCAGCAUCUUAACAUUCCCAACAGCAUGCAGUCUGGGACCGGUAAAGUGUACACCAGCUGGUCUAACCAGACCAGGGUCUAAGACGGUCCACCCAGCCAACCCUGCAAUCAAUCAUUCAAUCCGCAACGAGCCCAUGGCUGCACAUCCGAAAGAUUAUCAUCAUCCGCCAUCCGACCGGGACUUUGUAUACUACUGUUCGAGAUCGAAGGACUUCUGCGGUUGGAACAACUCCAGCCGUGAAUAUGGUCUCAAUCGUGCAUGAGAGGUGCAGACAACCGAAAUUAGAGUGCACCCCAAGCUUGACAAACAUUUCAUAUCACGCCAGACAUCUCGUAUCACAAACAAUCCUAGUAUUUGACCCGGGAGAAGACAACGCCUCACGAUACAGCGCUAGUGACCCAGUCUCUCCUCAUUCAACGUAGAAUCCGAAAACCUGCCUAAGGUCGACCUGCCUGCCAUCCAGGACGGGCUGGGGAAUUCAUGCUCCAUGCAUGAACGAGCACACGGAAAUCUGAACCAGCGGCCAAUGAUUCGCAUAAAGAGAGCGGCAUCCAGCACGGCGCAAGUGGGUAAACAGCGCCGCCACGGAGUGCUUAGCGGAGAAGAACAAGAACAGUCGCAGAAGGGAGCCGGCUGACCAAGAGAUCAUGCAGUAAUAAUGGUAUCCGAAGCCUGGCCCCAGCGGACGACGCCAUGGCGGCAGACAGAGAUGUCUUGCACACGGCAGGAGAAGCGCCGCAGGAAACACGAAGUCCGCGCACAUGCGCAGUUUGUCAUUUUUCCCUGCACUCCAUGCUUGGAAAUAGAUGGAUCAGAAGCCGCCACAGUUGGUAUUAUUAAUCAUGUUGCUCCCACAUUGGUAAGAGACUUCUCGAGGACGUCCGAAGUUGUCCGCGACACCCAACAGCGAAUGAUCAGCACAAUCAUGUCAGUCUCGAUCAUCGAUGAAGAUCGAAAAGGCUCCCUGAUAUGCGUUGAGGUACGCUAUCUACAUUGCUACAGAACUUAUCCUUUGAUGUCGUUAUGGCCUCCUGCCAGUGACCAACCAAAACAAAUAAACAUUCUGAUAUGUGAUAUGUGACAACAUUAUGUUAUAACAUGAGCCCAUGGAGGGCUUGAGCAGGCAUGAGUAGGCGAGAUGGAGGCGACGGGCGGGAGGCGCAUAGACCAGCAACUAGGAGAAGCGCCAGAAGAGACAGGCUACCAGCAGGCAGACGGAGGCCAACGCAAACCCUGGGCUGCACGGCUUUCGGGGGUGACAUGGGGCACGACAGUCCUUGAUUCGAUCCCCAAACGAAUGGAGGCCCCAGUCGUGUGCCAGGGCGUGUGCCCCUAGACGAGUUACGGCUGACGGUGGCCGCCUCCAACUCAAACCGACUUUGAGAUUUUGCAUUGCGGGUCCACAAACGGCAGCUCAGAUGAUAAGCUUGCCUCAUUCUUCCGGCUCGGUGGGUGAGUCCUGAACGCGCACGGUUUCACAACCAAUGUCAAUCGAGCUGUUGCCCACCGAGAGGUAGUGGUUGCGUCAGCGGUGCAUAAGCAUGUCCCAAUGAUGGCAGCUGAGUCACGAGAGACAUUUCGGUCAGAAAGCCCAGGAGGGGGUUGAACAGUGACUGCUGCAGUUCAGUAGUGGCAGUCGAGUAGACGGCGGUGGCAGCCCUAGAGCGCGCACAGAAAUGCGGUGAUCGACCGCGCCAACAGCCAUAUCGAGGAUCAACGCCGGGGCCACACAUGGCAGUCAAAGACGGUCGUUAUUGCACAGCGGGUCUAGCGCCGAUCUGGGUUUAGUCGCAGGGAUCACCAAUGUCCUGGGCAUCGGGCGGGAGAGUGCGAGAACCUCAGGCUAAGGAGGCUGAAGCCGCGAUUGAAGAGAUGAACGCCUCGAUGUCGCGGAUUGUGCUGCAAGAAGCCCGUCGGCACAGGCACUGCUUUGGAAGGGCACCCACCAACCUCCAGCACCUCGAGCUGGCAUGUGGACGGUGGUGUCAAAUCGAAGCUGAUGGUGAUCUCUCGGUGUUGUGAUGGAAUCCUUAAGCAUGCAGUUGCACCAAGCACGGCAUUCGGCGGCGGUCCAGACGAGGAGGGCUUGUCAGUCUGGGUCCGCGAUUUGAACAGCGGGAUUGCCAGUGGUGGGAGCUUCACCCUGGGUGGGGAGGGCGCUUGGGCCACAGGCUGCGUGAUUGACAGGUCUGGCUCGGUGGACAAAAUGCGGUUCUUUGGAAAGGGCAUGAGAGAAGACUCUGCGGCAUGCGAGAAGGGAGACUCUGCGGUCCGACUGCCAGUGGCAGCCAGUAGCGUCGCCCGAAUUGACGUACGACAGGUGAGAUUUGGCGACCGAGGUGAGCAAAGAGGAGCUAUGCUCGCUCUGCGGCGUUGCGGCCACCAGCCUACGUCUGAUGAUCGCCGACGCCGUUCGCUGUGUUGGACAUGGUCGCGGGUUUAGCAGCACUGCUACCGCAAUCACCUACUGCGGAGCCACUACGACUACUGGCAGCACUAUACCACUACGGAUCUAGUACCAGGAAGCCUUUAGGGCUGGGCGUGUUUCGCAGUCAAACCCCGGCGCAUCCAGUUGGAGAUUGCAGGGGUGGUCGCGAGCCCUGAACCAGCCCCCGGCAUGCAGUGCGUGGUCGAGAACACUCACUGCAAUUUUCUGUACACUACAAUAUCUCGAAGGUCGACUACAGGCAAAUUGCCCUAGGCAGCAGCUUGCCUUUCAAGUUUGCGAUAUCAAAAGCUAGAAAUGCUGGACGCUACUGUGGUGAUGAUUUGCGCACCUCAUCGCCAUAUUCGAGCAUCAGACGACGUUACAGCAGCCUAACCUCGACACCGAUCUUACGCGCGUCUUGUAGCCGUAUUCAGCGACACCAAGACAUCGCUAUCACCGUCCUAACACAGGUGAUACUAGUACCACAGCAAGUUGAGGAUAUCUGGAUUGAUCGUCCCGGCGUCUUGACUGUUCAGUUCAAGUUCAGCGGCGGGGCUGAAAGCUCGAGCAAAUGUCGCCCGGUGUCUGGUGGUCGGUGCUGAUGAUUGUCGUGCCCAUAACUUAGCGGCUGGCUGUGGUACGGGAGCUGCAGUAGUCGUAGUUCUGCGGCACUCUUAGAUCAGCAUGUACCACUGCUACUACUACUAAGUCCCGUCUACAAUGUUGUAAGCAACACUUGGGUACAGGAACACAGAGGUCCGUGGGGAGGUGCUCGAAGCCAUUGGAAAGCAUACCUAUAACGGGUCGUAUUUACGGCCGUGGAUGCAAGUGAUUGCAAUAAUUGAUUAAUGGGAGAAAUCGUCCGGCGAUCAGGGAGAUUAUGGUCAGAAUGUCUAAUCGUAUCUAGGUAUCUAUAGGUACAAGCAAAUAAUACCUAUACCAGCAUUGCCACCACUAGAGAUGACUGCACUGGUUGGCAGCCGA
Messenger RNA from Exophiala dermatitidis NIH/UT8656, 8840 nucleotides. RefSeq lists its product as uncharacterized. The record is from RefSeq and is a predicted model, not a curated record. The coding region runs from base 306 to 2702 and encodes 798 amino acids. Lineage: Eukaryota; Fungi; Ascomycota; Eurotiomycetes; Chaetothyriales; Herpotrichiellaceae. The transcript has 4 exons.